Molecule: messenger RNA, 4200 nt
Organism: Syzygium oleosum
Lineage: Eukaryota; Viridiplantae; Streptophyta; Magnoliopsida; Myrtales; Myrtaceae
Product: disease resistance protein L6-like
Exons: 5
Coding region: 1-3609 (1202 amino acids)
Biological process (GO): signal transduction; defense response
Molecular function (GO): ATP hydrolysis activity; ADP binding; protein binding
Source: RefSeq, a predicted model, not a curated record
AUGGGGCAAAGUCUGACCGAGGCAAGAAAUGGGAUGCACCGUUGUGUUUAUCCCUUUGCAUUGUUUGUUCUGCUGAUUCUUCUGUCUACUUAUGCAUUUCAUGACGUUUCAUAUCGUUCCUUUCCUAACCAUCCUGAGAAGGAGAAAAAGAGUGCAGAAAAAGACAGAGUAUUUUGGUUCGUCUGUCUCAUACGCACAGAAGAAGGUUAUCGAUGUACUAUAACCGUGAUCUUUACGGUGUUCGAGGAUGAUAACUGCAUCCCAACUGGCAAGGAAUUUGGUUCACAGAUUCUCGAUGCCAUUACACGGUCUAAGAUUUCAAUCCCCAUCAUAUAUCGAUAUGAUAUAUUCUUGAGCUUUAGAGGCUCAGAUACCCGUAAGGGAUUCAUAGGUUACCUCCACCGUAGACUGGUCAAUGCAGGGAUUAGGGUGUUCAAGGAUGAUAACAGCAUCCCAACUGGCAAGGAAUUUGGUUCACAGAUUCUCGAUGCCAUUACACGGUCUAAGAUUUCAAUCCCCAUCAUAUCCGAAAACUAUGCUUCGAGUAAAUGGUGCCUCCUUGAGCUCAUUCACAUCAUGGACAGCCAGAAGAGCACGUCACACAUAGUAUUGCCCAUCUUUUACAAAGUGCACCCAUCUCAUGUGCGGUAUCUCAAGGGAAGUUUUGGGAAGGCCUUCCAUUCGCGGAAAAAAUGUUUUGACGAGAAGGUUAUCCAGGAAGGGCAACGAGCACUAAGAGAAGUGAGUCAAUUACAUGGAUGGGAAUCUGAGAACAUUGCUAAUGGGCACGAAGUCGAAUUAGUGGAGAAAGUCAUCAAAGAUGUUUUGAGCAAAUUGGGACAUGAUUAUCGGCUUGAUGUUACUGAGCACUUAGUUGGAAUUGGUGAUCAUGUGAAGAGAAUUAAGAAUUGGGUCAACAAUCCUGCCAGUGAUGCUCGAAUGAUUGGAAUCUAUGGCAUGGGAGGGAUCGGUAAAACGACUCUUGCCAAGGUCAUCUACAACGAGCUAUCAAAUGACUUUGUGCAUCGUAGCUUCCUUCUAGAUAUUCGAGAAACGGCUCAUCGCAAUGGUAUUCCUUAUCUACAAAAUCAACUAAUUAAGGAUAUACUACAAAUCGAACAUCAAGUUUCGACAGUUGACAAUGGAAUAAGUUUGAUCAAAUCUAGAUUCAAAGGAGAAAAGGUUCUCAUUCUUCUAGAUGAUAUAGAUCGCAAAGAUCACCUAAAUGCUUUGGCUAGAGAGCGUAAUUGGUUUACUUCGGGAAGUAUUAUCAUUGUUACAACUAGAAAUAAAGUUGUUCUUGAUCAAUCUAAAUUUGAGGUAGACUACAAAUGUGAAUUGAAUGAAAUGGAUGAGGUGCAAUCUUUGCUUUUAUUUAAUAGACAUGCAUUUCGUAUGAACCAUUCUUCGAAAGACUUCGAGGGUAUCUCUCGUGAUAUCAUAUCCAACAUGGGUGGACUUCCUUUGGCUAUCGAGGUUGUAGGUUCAUCCUUGUAUGGAAAAAUGGAUCCAAAAGUAUGGCAAGAUAUUCUGAAGAAAUUAAGAAAAGAACCACAUAGAGAUGUCCAAAAGAUAUUGAAGAUAAGUUAUGAUGCAUUAGAAGAUGCACAUAAGCAGAUCUUUCUCGACAUUGCUUGUUUCUUUAUUGGCGAAGAGAGCAAAUUCGCCAUUUACAUGUGGGAUGACCGUGAAUUUUAUCCAAGUGAAGGAAUUGAAGAGUUGAAGCUAAGAUGCUUAAUAAAAGUUGAUAAGGAUUGUAAGUUAAGGAUGCAUGAUCAACUAAGAGAUCUUGGAAGGAAUAUUAUUCGCCUAGAAGGACCGCUUGGAGAUCGUAGCAGAUUAUGGGCCAACGAGGAAGCCUCCAGAGUACUAAUGGAAAAAAAGGGAACUGAAAGGAUCCAGGCAAUUCGUCUCGACCAACAAUAUGGUCAUCUCCAAACAUACAAAAGUGAACAGUUUAAGAACAUGCAAAGCUUAAGGUUCCUUCAAUUGAGGCGGGCGACUUUCAGUGGAGACUUUAACAACCUGUUUCGUGAAUUAAGAUGGCUUCGGUGGUUUGACAUUGAAUCCGAUCUGUGGUUCUUUUUGCGGACCAACUUGCAUCUACCGAAUUUAAGGGUGCUGGAGUUGUCAUUUGACCAGAAAACAAAGCAUUGGACAGGAUGGAGUUCAAUCAAGACGGCAAAGCGGCUGAAAGUUCUCCACCUAGCACAUUGCAAUUAUUUAAGAUGUACUCCUGAUCUGUCAACUUUCACAGAAUUGGAAAUUCUCAUCGUGAAAAAAAGUCCCAGACUCGAGCAAGUGCACCCUUCUAUUGGCAAAGUCAAGAGCCUCAUUUCCCUGGACUUGAGUGAUUGUGGCAGUCUCAAGGAGUUACCAAGAGAAGUGGGCGAAUUAGAAGAACUAAAAGAACUUAGUUUAGAUUUUGCUGGAAUUGCAAAAUUUCCUACUUCAAUCGGUUCUUUAAGGAAGCUAGAGAAACUGAGUUGCGGGGGUUGUCGGUCAUUGAGAGAAAUCCCUGGCUCAAUCGGUGAGUUAUCUUCACUCAAGGUACUUGACAUCACUAGAGCACCGAUAUUUGAACUGCCAGAAAGCAUCCAGAGUCUUUCUUCUCUUCAACACCUUAGCCUAUGGGGUUGUCACGAGCUUCGGUCGCUGCCAAAGCUUCCUUCCAGCUUAACAUAUCUGACAAUCUCUUGUCAAAGUCCCAGGUUGCCCAAACUUUCUUACCUAAUCCACCUAGAAGAACUUCAUCUUUACGGAUGCAAUCAACUUGAAUCCAUCCCGGAGCUUCCCUCAAGACCCUUGAAGCUUUGUGUCGACUCUUGUAACAAGCUAAUAUUUGCUAAGCUUGACCGAUCCAAGUACUUGGAAGAGUUGUCGAUAAAAAACUGCAGUUCCAUAAAAAGAUUGGACCUUUCACAAUUAAGUCAUUUGAAACGCUUACACAUUGAGGAUUGCAACAAUUUAGUUGAGAUUCAAGGCUAUGAUGAAUUGGAGUCCUUGGAGGAAAUAGUUAUAUAUCGCUGCAAGUCCAUUGAAAGGAUGAUCCUUCCAGGAUUACAGUGUUUGAAGCAAUUGAAGGUUAGCUCUUGCGACAAUCUAGUCGAAAUUCAAGGCCUUGAUAUGGCAAAGUCGUUAGAGGCAUUAGAUAUCUCUGAUUGUGGAUCCUUUGAAAGAUUACCCGACCUAUCAUGUUUUGCGACCCUAACAGAGUUGAACCUAGCAGGGUGCAAAGCCCUAAAGACACUACCAAACCUAUCGAAAUUUGAAAAUUUAGAGAAUUUAACGAUGAGGUAUCUGCUGGGUGUCACGGAGAUUGUUGGGGUGGAGGAUUCAAAAUCUCUAACACACAUAGAUAUCACGGGAUGCAAAUCAAUGGAGAUUUUGCCAGAUUUGUCGGGCUGUGAGAAGUUACAAUCUCUAGUGUUACGAGACUGCAAGAAACUCACUCAGCUUCAAGGACUUGAAAAGUUGAAUUUAAUUUAUUUGGAUAUUUCCGGGUGUGACUCAUUGGAGACGAUACCGAAGCUACCUGGAACACGCAUCUUUAGAAAUUACGAAAGAGCAUGGUAUGAAGUUCACUACGGAAAUAUUAUACUGCGAUGAUAAUGACGUGAUGAAUCUUAUAUCCAAAUUACAAUAUUGAGACAAGUGAUGGUUCCUUAAUAGAGGGUUCUGUAAUUUCCUGAAUUUCAUAGUCUUACAUAAUCAAAGGAGUGGAGGUGUUGGUCGUAGAAGCUGACAUGAAGCCAAGAUCAAGAUGUAAACCAAAAUAUGGGUCUACGAACAAUAGAAGACAUUGGUCAUCUAGUAAGAUUCUUCAUUCAACGAGAGCAAAUAGAGUAAUAUUCUUCUCGAAGCUAUAUUUGUUAAGAAUGAUUUGAUCCACACUGAGUAUUUAUUUAAUUAAUUUUGGAAACUCCGGACUUGCCUACGAAUACUUGCUUUCGAUUGCAUUACAGCAAAGUUUCUUGUUCACCCUUCCGUUGAUAACUUCAAUGAAUGAAAAUAUUAACAUAAGUAAAUCAGAAUUACCUAGUGUCCCUCACGGAAAAUUCAGGAUUUGACUUCUUCAUCUAUAGGCCGAUGAUCUUCUGCCCCUCAAUAUUGUAAACUGUGCCUAGAAUCCAUUUUUCGCUCUGUCCAAAAUUAAUUUUUUUUCUUUGGAAAAAAUCUUUGGCCAAUUUGAAUUCCUUG